Pecten maximus is the source of this 6657-nucleotide messenger RNA. RefSeq names its product MAM and LDL-receptor class A domain-containing protein 1-like. The record is from RefSeq and is a predicted model, not a curated record. Gene Ontology annotation, cellular component: membrane. Gene Ontology annotation, biological process: nervous system development. NCBI's taxonomy places the organism in Eukaryota, Metazoa, Mollusca, Bivalvia, Pectinida, Pectinidae. Bases 1 to 6657 code for a protein of 2218 amino acids. The transcript is spliced from 40 exons.
AUGACCUUCAAGGAUGUGUUUGAUCUCAUGAAACAUGACAGUAAAUACGUAUACUUGGAGGCAUCAGCUCCGCGUAAACAAGGCGAUCGUACGUGGCUACUUAGUCAGAAUUUCAACCCUACCAAGGCUGGCUGUUUCAGUUUCUGGUACAACAUGAACGGCCACGACAUCGGCACCCUGGCUGUGUAUAUUAGCUUUAUUGGUGGAGGAAACAGGACAAUUUGGUCUCUCAGUAGUGACCAUGGAAACAAAUGGAUAAAUGGGCAGGCACCAAUUGUGUCCACUGCAGCUUACAAGAUUGUUAUUGAAGGUGUACGAGGAAGUGGAAUUGCAGGAGACAUUGCCAUUGAUGACCUGCUUGUUUCCAGCUCUCUCUGUGGUGUCCUCCCAAGCGAAGCUCAACCAGGCAAUCAGACAGGUACACUGCCACCCACUGGUUCCACCACCCCAGCUACUACGCCAGGAUCCUUUACAUGUAAUUUUGAUACUGGACCUUGUGGCUGGACACAGGACAAAACCACAGACACAUUUGAUUGGCUGAAGAAGUCCGGGUCGACAAAUUCUGUUGGCACUGGACCACGAUCAGAUCAUACAGGCUCUGGAUCCUAUUACUACAUCGAGACCUCUCCUCCCAGACAUCGCGGUGACAAGGCCCGGUUCAUCAGUCCCACAGUGCCUGUAUCUGUGGCCAAUUCUCCGAAAUGUUUCAAAUUCUGGUACAACAUGUAUGGAGACCACAUUGGUACACUUAAUGUUUACAUGAAGACUGGCCUCCAUUAUAGUACGGCUGUCUUCAAUCGUACUGGAACUCAGGGACAAGCAUGGAAAGAGGCCAAUGUCAACCUGGUGUCAGCUAUCCCAUUCCAGGUUGCCCUGGAGGCGACAUAUGGAAAUGGUUACCGUGGCGAUAUUGCUGUAGAUGAUGUAUCAAUCGUAGAUGGAUCUUGUCAACAAGGUCCAGGUCUUUCUGGUUUUAUUGGCUGUAAUUUUGAGAACGCCAAUCUUUGUGGCUAUACACAAGACCAUUCUGAUCAAUUUGACUGGACAAGAAAGAGUGGAUCCACGGGUACCAGGGGAACUGGCCCAACCAAUGAUCACACAUACGGUAGUUCACGGGGGCACUAUAUGUAUAUUGAGGCCUCUUCGCCCAGACGGCCAGGUGAUGUAGCUCGCCUUAUAUCUGCCCAAGAGCCAGCCACAGGUCAAACUAGUAUGUGUGUGGAAUUCUGGUAUCACAUGUAUGGGCGAACGACAGGCACUCUUAGUUUGUACCUCCGACACGGUACCAGUAAUGGUGACCAAGGCAACCGCUGGGUGAAGGCCACAUACGGAGUGGCACCAAACACUCCUGCCUACAACUUAGUGUUUGAAGCUACACGAGGGUCUGGUUAUGUGGGUGACAUUGCCAUCGACGAUGUGUCUGUGAAGAACGGUGCAUGUUCAUCAUCUGCAUUUGGUAACUGUAACUUUGAGCUGGACCUUUGUACCUGGAGUAAUGUUCACACUGGAGAUGAUUUUGAUUGGAUUACUGGAUCAGGGUCUACAACAAGCACUGGCACUGGUCCUCAGGCCGACCACACCCUCAACAACUCAAACGGUACCUACAUCUAUAUUGAGAGCUCAGCACCACAGCGACCUGGAGACCGGGCGGUCCUCCAGAGUGCUACUCUUCAGCCCACCUCUGGCCAAUGCCUUCAUUUCUGGUACAACAUGUUUGGCUCAAGACUUGGCACACUUCAGGUAUGGAAACAGCCACAAGGCGGCAAUGCCACCAAGAUCUGGGAGCUGUCUGGAAAUCAAGGCAACUUAUGGAAGAAUGCUGUUGUACCAAUCGGCAGUAUGACUACAGCAUACCAGGUUUUGGUUGUUGGCAUCCGAGGAAACAGUUACAUGGGUGACAUUGCUGUUGAUGAUUUCACAUUUAAUUCUUCCUCGUGUAUCCUGUCUCCACCAGGAGCCAUGCCAGUCAGUACGACUCCAGCUGCUACCACUCUCCAGACUCUCAGGACACCAACUGCAUAUGUUUGUGACUUUGAGACAAAUCUCUGUGCUUGGACACAAGACAAGACUGAUAACUUUGAUUGGACUCGCCAGCAUGGCCCGACCAUCUCAGCAAAUACUGGCCCAGCCACUGACCACACCAAAGGAACAAAUCUGGGAUACUAUAUAUUUAUUGAGGCUUCGUCUCCCCGUCGUCCUGGUGACAAGGCACGUCUGAUCAGUCCCGCCACUGAUGGUUCUAUUAAACAGUGUUUCACCUUCUGGUACCAUAUGUAUGGUACAAAUAUCAAAGCUCUAAAUGUCUACUUCAAGAGCAACAACAACUCCUUAGGGGCUGCUGUGUGGACCCGACAAGGCACUCAAGGACGACGGUGGAUUCAGGGUCAAGUCCAGAUUCCAGGAGGCUCAGCAACCCACAGUGUUACAAACGUUGUAAUUGAGGGUGUUAGAGGAACCAGUUACCUUGGAGACAUUGCUGUUGAUGAUGUUAACCUGUUUGCAGGAAGCUGUUCAGCAGGCACCACUGCCAGUCCAGGAUCUCUGUCCACUGCGAUCAACUGUGACUUUGAAAGUGCAAAUAUCUGUAACUACCAGCAAGAUAAAACCACAGAUGUUUUUGAUUGGACAAGGAAAAAUUUGGCGACAACCUCAAGAUAUACGGGUCCGAGCAAUGACCACACAUAUGGAACAUCAGCAGGCCACUAUAUGUACAUUGAGGCAUCAUCUCCCCGUCACCGUGGCGACUCAGCACGACUGAUGACCCCUGUAUUCUCUCCAUCCUCCCAACAAUGUCUGUCUUUCUGGUUCCACAUGUAUGGCAACACCAUGGGCACUUUGAAUGUUUAUGCUGUCCAAAACUCUUCAAACUCAAAUUAUGGAGCACCUAUAUGGACACUGAGUGGUAACCAAGGCAACGUAUGGCUACAGGAGUAUGUACCCCUCCCCAGCUACAGUGCCCAAAAGAUCGUGUUUGAAGGCCUUGUGGGACGAGGGAUACAGAGUGAUAUUGCCAUUGAUGAUGUCAAACUGGCUGCCAGCUGUCCUACUCAUGGUGACUGUAGUUUUGAGAAUGGAUCAUGUGGAUGGCGUAAUGACAAGACAGAUAGCUUUGAUUGGGUUGUUCAUCAAGGCCAGAGAUAUGUAUCACGACAAACUCCGACAGGGGACCACACAUUCGGAUUAAGGAAAGGUCACUACUUGUACUUCAAUGGACGAAGCUCCUUGUCCUCAGGCUCCAAAGCUUCUUACAUGUCUCAGAUUAUGGCCCCAACUAGCAGCACUGGCCAGUGUUUCACCUUCUUUUAUACGAUCACGGGAAAUAAUGUGGGAAUUCUCAAUGGUAUAGUUCAACAAGGUAACACCAGCACUUUGAUGUGGCAUAUUUCCUUCAAUCCUUCGGCGGGAUGGAACCAAGGUCAGUUCCCUGUCACCAGUGCCACACCUUUCAGAGUCGUCCUACAACUGGCCAAGGGUACCUACAGAGGAGGCUAUGUUGCCAUUGACGAUAUUGCCUUCAGUGUAGGCACUUGUCAAGUAUUACCAGUGGAUGCCAUGUCAGGAAACACCUUGCCUCCCGUUUCUACUCCGUCUACAACAGCCAGCCCAACCACAGCCCCAAGUCAGUAUGACUGUAACUUUGACAAUGGAAUCUGUACCUGGACCCAGAACAAGGAUGACCAAUUCGACUGGACACGAAAAAGAGGCAGCACUGGUACAGGAGGGACUGGUCCAAGCAGUGACCACACAUCUGGUUCAGGGUCCUAUUUGUACAUUGAGGCGUCGUCUCCGAGAAGAAACAAUGACAAGGCUAGGUUGUCGAGUGCCACAAUAUCUACCACAGGACCCAAGUGCCUCAAGUUUUGGUACCAUAUGUAUGGUACAGAUGUUAAAACGCUGAAUGUCUACACCAAGGUGGGCUCCACAUAUGGUACCCCAGUGUGGAGCCACACAGGCACCCUCAGUAACAAAUGGUAUACCACAUCUGUAAACAUCCAGGCCAACUCUACCUACCAGGUUGUGAUUGAAGGUGUCCGUGGAAUCAGUUACCGUGGUGAUAUCGCCAUUGAUGAUGUCAGUAUAUCAGAUGGCUCCUGUCAAGCUGCAGUUAGUUCAUGCACCUUUGAGGAUCAGAAACUAUGCGGCUACACCCAGGACAGAAGAGACAAUUUUGACUGGUCUUGGAAGAGUGGACACACAUCAUCUGCCAACACUGGACCAAGCGCUGACCAUACCUAUGGGUCAGCACGAGGUCACUAUGUAUACAUUGAGUCAUCACGACCCCGACUACAAGGCCAGAAAGCACGGCUACUCAGCACCGACAAUGCCCCUACAGUUGGGAGCUGUCUACAGUUCUGGUACCACAUGUAUGGCAGGCAGAUUGGCAACCUCACUAUAUAUGUACAACAGGCUGGCAGCCGAGGCUCACCCAUCUGGUCAAAGUCUGGUAACCAAGGAAACAAAUGGAUUGAGGCUGAAGUUACUGUUAAAGCACAGUCUACCUGGGAGGCCGUAUUUGAAGGAGUGAUAGGCAGUGGGUACCAGAGUGACAUAGCCAUUGAUGAUGUCAAAAUCACUGCUGGAGCUUGUGCAGGCAAUGGAAAUUGUAACUUUGAAAAGGAUACAUGUUUGUGGUCCAAUAUUCAAGGGGAUGAUUUUGAUUGGUUGAGAAAAAGGGGUCGUACACAAACCCAGUUUACUGGUCCAAGUUCUGACCACACCACUGGAGGUUUCACAGGUUACUACAUGUUCGUUGAGACAUCCGCACCACGAGUGCCUGGUGAUAAAGCAUGGCUUGUCAGUACUCCAAGGUCGCCAACCUCUACCACUACCUGUAUGAGUUUCUGGUACCACAUGUAUGGUACUGCUGUAGGAAGUCUCAAUGUGUAUGUCAAUACAACCUCCACUGGAACACUCACCACACUUUGGACACUAUAUGGUAACCAACAGAAUGCCUGGCACCAAGGACAGAUACCAAUGGUCCCACAGUCCAGCACAUACACUAUUGUGUUUGAAGGCAUCAGAGGAACUAGUUACCAAGGUGAUAUUGCCAUUGAUGACAUCCUGUUUACACCAACAUCUUGUGGAUAUUUACCAGCGACAGCCAAUCCAGCAAAUGCCAGUACUACCCCAGCUCCAUCAGCAAGUCCAACACCUACACCAUUUGUGAACCAGUCCAAAUAUGAUUGUUCCUUUGAAACAAACCUUUGUUCAUGGACUCAAGCCAAAGAUGAUAUUUUUGACUGGACACGGGCACAAGGACCAACUGCUUCUGUCCAGACUGGUCCAACCAAUGACCACACUUUAGGAACUGGACAAGGGUGGUACAUGUUUAUUGAGUCAUCAAAUCCACGUAAAAUGAAUGAUACAGCUCGUUUGGUGUCAGCCUCUGUACCGAGUGGGUCACAGCAAUGUCUGAGUUUCUGGUACCACAUGUAUGGACCUAACAUCAACCGACUCAAUAUCUAUAUUAAGAAGGGUACCAGCUAUGGCACCCCAGUAUGGACUAGGUAUGGCACACAGGGAAAUGUUUGGAUCCAGGCUCAUUACCCAAUACCUAGCCAAUCAUCACAGUACAACAUUGUGUUUGAAGGACUCACUGGAGCUGGUUAUCGUGGUGAUAUCGGACUUGAUGAUAUAAAAGUUGUAGCCGGACCUUGUACAUCUUCUGUUGGACUACAAUGUAACUUUGAGUCUUCGAGUCUGUGUGGAUGGAGCCAGGAUCAUAGUGAUAACAUAGACUGGAUAUCCAAGGCUGGGAGGACAUCCUCAUCAGGCACAGGGCCCUCCACUGACCACACCACAGGAACAACCUCAGGACAUUAUGUCUACAUUGAAUCAAGCCGACCAAAUGUUCCCGGUAACAAGGCUCGCCUCCUCAGUACUUCUGUAGCCAUGACAACACCCAUGUGUCUGCAGUUCUACUAUCACAUGUAUGGAAAACAAAUGGGAACCUUGAAUGUGUACCUGCGGGUGGGCACAACUCUGCCUACUGCUCCAAUCUGGAGCAGAUCAUUUAAUCAAGGCAACAAUUGGAUCUUAGGACAAGUCACCAUCCAGAACAGUCAGGCUUAUACGGUGGUGUUUGAGGGAGUUGUUGGAACUGGUUACACAAGUGACAUUGCCAUUGAUGACAUCAAUUCUAUCUCUGGAGCAUGCCCUGACCCAGGAAAUUGUGACUUUGAGAAGGGCUUGUGUACUUGGACCAAUGUGCAUGAUCAAACAGACCAAUUCGAUUGGCUGCUGAACAGGGGUCGCACCUCCAGUAGCAUUACUGGACCCAGCAAUGAUCACACCACGGGAAAUUCUGCUGGACAUUAUAUUUUCAUUGAGUCUUCUGCACCACGGAGAUUUGGAGAUCGUGCAGUCCUUAAAAGUCAGUUAUUCCAAGCUACAUCUGCAAGGUGUCUAAAUUUCUGGUACAAUAUGUACGGGUCAGAGAUUGGAUAUCUCAAUGCCUAUAUACAGCCUCAGAAUGCUACAAACAGCACCCAAAGGAUCAAGAUCUGGUCACUGUUUGGUGAUCAGGGUAACCAAUGGAAGUCAGCUCGAUCCAUGUACUACAGCAGUGUGCCUUUCUAUGUAAGUUAUGUACUACAGCAGUGUGUCUGUCUAUAUAAGUUACCUGCAUGUACUACAGCAGUGUGUCUUUCUAUAUAA